Molecule: messenger RNA, 732 nt
Organism: Colletotrichum lupini
Lineage: Eukaryota; Fungi; Ascomycota; Sordariomycetes; Glomerellales; Glomerellaceae
Exons: 2
Coding region: 1-732 (243 amino acids)
Source: RefSeq, a predicted model, not a curated record
AUGGGUAUAAGCGCUGAUGUCACUUUGCCUCCAGUGAAGGAGACUGUCGUCAAGGAGACGGUACAUGUCACCCUUCCUCCGCAGGUGGUCAAGGAAACAGUUCAUGUCACUUUGCCUCCCCACGUUGUCAAGGAAACAAUCCACGUUACGCAGCCUCCUCACAUCAUCAAGGAGACGAUUCAUGUUCCUCAGCCUGCGCAGACGGUACACAUAACACAACCUCCCCAAGUCAUCCAUCAAACGGUCCAUGUCACCCAGACGGUCAGCCACUGCGCAACAACAAUCGCAGCGCCAGUCUUGGGCCAUCAACCCUCCCCACCUCCGGCAGUGCAUCCCUCAGCGGCACCAGCAGUACCGCCGGUUCAUGAAGCUCCCCCGCCGGCCCACACCAUGGCUCCUCCGGUACAUACACCUCCACCGGCCGCGCACCCUGCCCCGGUAGCACCGCCGGUUCACCAAGCGCCGCCAGCCGAGGCAAUGCCCGUUCAUACGCCUCCUGUUGAGGCCAUGCCGGUACACACACCUGCCGCUGCCCCUCUCGUUCACGAAGCCCCGGCAGUUGCUCCUCCAGCCCACGUGGCGCCUCCCACUGAGGCUGCGCCCCCUGCUCAUCAGGUCCCUCCCAUUGGGUUCACACCAAUCAACCCUCCAGCAGAGGCGCCAGCGGCACCAGUCGAACCAGUGGCUCCACCGGCACACCCUAUGAAGAUGAGGUUCAUGGCUCGGAGAUAA